CACAGAUACAAAUGUAAUAUGUAUACACUUGAAAAAUAUUUGACUUGCGUGGGUGGAUCCUGUAUUCGUUCAAAAGUUACCUAAGUGGUAAAGUUAAGGAAGAGAUAUGUAUAGAAAAAUAGUACUAUCAGCAAGAUUAGAAAUAAACUUGUGAAUCGCAGUCAGUGUUACAUGAAUAACAGACCUAUAUGUGCGUGGCCGAUUUAAGUUAACCAAAAAUGAAGACUUGUCAAUUAACUUGGUUUAUUUUUAAUGUAUAUUUAGUAUACACUUUUAAUUUGGAGCCAAGAAUACCUGUUAUCAAAAGAGGACUGAAUGGCUCUUAUUUCGGUUAUUCUGUAGCUGAACAUCAAGAAAUUCCAGAGGAUGGUUCAGAAAACCUAAAAAGUUGGAUGUUAAUCGGUGCUCCAUUGGAUCAAAACAGACAACCAAAUACUAACAGAUCUGGUGCAUUGUGGCAAUGUCCACUUACAACAUAUCAAAGGGAUUGCACUCAAGUGAUCACAGAUGGAAGAAUAACAGAGGCAGUUCUGUAUGAUUCAAGUUCGGAAUCCGAUGACUUACAACCACCAGGAAAUGAUGAAAUAAAAAACAAUCAAUGGUUGGGAGUAACAGUUCGUAGUCAGGGCUCAGGAGGCAAAGUAAUGGUAUGUGCACACAGACACAUUGUGAAAACAGCAGAUUCACAGUGGGGUCAAGGGCAAUGUUAUAUAUUAACACAAGACUUGAAAUAUCAAGAUUUAAAAAAACCUUGCUCUGGAAAACCAACAAAUAAAGCUCAUGAACAAUUUGGAUACUGUCAAGCCGGAACUAGUGGUGUACUUACUGCAGAGGAUCGUGUUGUAAUUGGUACACCAGGUCCACAUACAUGGAGGGGAACUUUAUAUCUUUUUACAAUUUCAGACGACUUUUUAACUAGAGAAAGUACUGUUUACAAUGCUCCAAUGCAAGAUUCUUCUCCUGUCAGCAAGUACAGUUAUUUAGGAAUGUCUGUUGCUGUGGGGAAUUUCUUUAAUAAUGGAUUGGCAUAUGCUGCUGGAGCACCACGUUCUAAUGGAACUGGUCAAGUUGUUUUACUUACACGACAAGAUUAUAAACCAGAUAUGAACGUAGCUCUCGUAUUAGAUGGCGAACAAUUUGCGUCAAGUUUUGGAUAUGAAAUUACGUCUGCGGAUGUUAACGGAGACAAAAUUUCAGAUCUUAUAGUUGCAGCACCAUUUUAUUUCAAUAAAGCAGAAGGAGGUGCUGUAUAUGUAUAUACGUCAUUGCAGAAAUCUUUCAAGGAUACUGAAAAAAGUAAACCUAUUAAACUUGUUGGUCGUGAGGAAUCAAGAUUCGGAUUUGCAUUAACGAAUUUGGGAGAUUUGAACAAAGAUGGAUACGAGGAUAUUGCAAUUGGAGCACCUUAUGAAGAAAAGGGAACGGUGUAUAUAUACUUAGGUGCCAAAAAUGGAAUAAUUACAGUGCCAUCACAGGUAAUACACGCAGAUGAUAUGCCACAACCGUUACAAACAUUUGGUUACUCAUUAAGUGGAGGAAUUGAUAUGGAUCAAAAUGGAUAUUCGGAUUUGUUGGUUGGAGCUUAUGAAAACGAUGCCGUAGCGCUUCUUCGUUCAAAAAAGAUUAUUGAUAUCACCACGUAUAUCCGCUACUUAAAAAGAAAUGGUACAUAUCAGGAAAGAAUAGAACCUAUCGAUCCUAAUAAAUUUGGAUGUUCAGAAGACCCUGAUUCAAAUUACACAUGUUUUUCGUUUGAAGCUUGUUGUAAAACAGAAUCUCUUAUAAAAGAAGAGGAUAUGCAAAAUUUAAAACUAAAUUAUUACAUUGAAGCCGAAACUUACACGGGGAUUAAAAAAUUCUCAAGAGUAUGGUUUGGCGCUGGUAAUUCUCGUCCACAUUAUAUAAAUCGUACAGUUACUUUAGACACAACAAAAUUUGAGCAUUGUCAGAAAGAAAUAAUUUAUUUGAAGGAAAAUACACGCGACAUUCAAUCACCAAUUAAAUUCCGGUUAAAUUACUCUUUAAUACAAGAGGAACCAAUCAUGCCAGCUGAAGGGCAACCUUUACCUGAUAUAAAAAAUUAUCCUAUCUUAAAUCAGCAAGAAGCUGCACGCAUAUUUGAAGCAACUUUUCAAAAAGAUUGUGGUAAUAAUGACAUUUGUGAAAGUGAUCUGCAAGUCAAGGCUCGAUUAAAUUUAUCAGCUUCAUCUGAGAAACCUCACAUCUAUGAACUCCUUUUGGGUGAAAGGGAGGAAGUUGUGGUAGAUGUAAGUGUAUCUAAUAUCGGAGAAUCAGCAUAUGAAGCUCAACUAUUCAUCGUUCAUUCGCAUAGUUUGAAUUACAUCGCUAUUAAAAGUAAUGAUUCCGUAAUUUGCAAUUUGCAUAAUACUACAUUAGUGGCUUGUACCAUUGGUAACCCGUUGAAGAAAGAUAAAAUGGUAAAUAUACAAGUAAGAUUUGAUCCUAAAGAAUUGGAAGAUAACGAAUCGAAAUUAGGAUUUCUAAUAUUCGCAAAUUCUACAUCAAAAGAAAUAAAGGAAAAGGAGCCUACAAGAUUGCAAGCAACAGUAGUUAAAUGUGCAGAAUUAUCAAUUAAAGGAAGUGUAAAAAUUCCAUGGGUUUACUAUGGUGGGCCAGUCGUGGGCGAAUCAGCUAUAAAACACUUAAAUGAAGUUGGGCCAAAAGUUUUACAUAUUUAUCAAGUAUUUAAUAAAGGUCCUUGGAGGGUAAGCACUUUAGAAGUUCGAAUUUCAUGGCCUUACGAAGUGGCAAAUGACAAGGCUCAUGGCAAAUGGCUUUUGUAUUUAGAAGAAAUGCCAAGUGUACAAGCUUUAGGUGAUGGCGUAUGCACGUUGCCACCAGAUCACCAGUUUAAUCCAUUAAAAUUACAAGAUAGUGCUAGUUAUGAUGAUAUCAAUAUCUUUCAAUCUGCAAUAUCUACACCGCCUACAACUAAUAACGACACGAAUUAUGUAAGAAUGAAAAGAGAUACAGAAAAAGUCGUUAAUACACGAACAAUGAUUGAUAGCGACGGUAAUAGACGACAAAUAGUUUCAAUAAAUUGCAAAGCAGGAACUGCAAAAUGUUUUGAAAUUACAUGCUUCAUAUAUAAUUUACAAAGAAAACAAGAAGCAAUAAUAACUGUUAAAGCAAGAUUAUGGAAUUCUACACUUGUAGAAGAUUAUCCUAAAGUGGAUGAUGUAAAAAUAGCUUCUAAUGCGAAAAUAGUUAUACCUUCAAAUGUUGAGAUUCAACAAGAAAAUUUGAAAGAUGAUUUUGCAAUUGCUGAGAUGACUGUACAUCCGGAUCAUAUUGAUCUGCAAGAUAAGGAAUCUAUACCCAUUGAGAUAAUUAUAGGAGCUGUCGUAGCAGGUUUGAUAUUACUUAUUAUACUUACCUUAGUUCUACGAAAUCAUUGUAACAGUUUUAUCACUUUAUUAAAGAUUGGAGUUUCACAUAUGGGUGUGAGUCAGUACAUAGGGCAGUUACAAAAUCAGUGA
Megalopta genalis is the source of this 3500-nucleotide messenger RNA. The record is from RefSeq and is a predicted model, not a curated record. NCBI's taxonomy places the organism in Eukaryota, Metazoa, Arthropoda, Insecta, Hymenoptera, Halictidae.